UGGUGGCGAAUGUCCUGCAGCUCUACCGAGAGGGCUGCCAGGAUGCGCAGCUGAAGCUCUCCCUGGUGCAGAGCGUCACUGAGAUCAGCCUUGCCAUCCAGGCUGCAGGCGCCGGCCCCAGGUUUGAGCUCUGCUGCAAGCGGGAGCUGCUGCAGACCCUGCUGGAGGUGAUUCAGGAAGAGCCCCAGGAGUCCCCGGUGCACCCCCGGGCCCUCGUGGCCAUGCAGCAGUUGAGCAAGCUGAAGCCCCGUCUGAGCAGGGAGGAAAACCGCCACCUCCUGGCUCAGUGCUGCCAGGGCAUCGUGUGCCUUCGUCGCCCGGAGCAGAUGGACAGGAGAGGGCAGACGGCGGUGGCUGCUUCAUGCCCACCGGGUGUGCAGGCGCCGUCCCUGCGAGCGCUGGGCCAGCUCAUGGGAGCCCUUCUCUGGGCAGAGCUGGCCCCCAUCCGCUUCGAGGACAUGGUGCAGGUCCUGCGGCGCUGGCUCACCUCGGCCCACGCAUGCGAGCGGGAGAGGGCCCUGCAGGUGUGCGUGCAGGUGCUGGGCUCUUACGAAGAGAGAUGCGAGCACAGGCGAGGCCGUGCCUGUGAGUGGUUCGGCUCCCUGGCGGGACUGCUGGGGCCUCUGACAUGCGACACGUCGGCCGCGUCCCGCUGGUGGGCAGUGACCUGCCUCGGCCACCUGCUCCGAACAGGAGCCGAGAACACAGACGUGGCGCCCUGGACCAACGAGAUCGGGCGCCUGCGUGAGAGGCUCAGUGCCGUCACCUCUGAGUCUCUGCUGGCCACCUCCACCAACAUCGCGAAGCUCGUUUGCAAAUAUUUCCCCCGAGGCCAGGCCUCAGGCUUCAUGAGCAGCAUUGUGGAGAGCCUGCUGUGCACCAGGCCCGUGUGCGCGUGGGCCGCUGAGCGGUGGACGCUCACCUUCCUGGGGGAUUGCGGAGAGCAAAUAUUCCAGGAGGAGGUGCCCAAACUCGUGCACCUCCUUUACACCUGCCUGCGGAGCACCCGGCAGAGCGCUCGCAGGUGCUUUGUGCUGCGGGCCGUGUUCCUCCUGGCCCACUCUCACCCACAGCCGGUGCUCGACAGCCUCCUCCAGGCGUGCCUGCCCACAGACAGCGACAUGGUGGAGGUGUGGAGGAGCCUGGGGAGAAGCGUCCUGGGGUGCCAAAUCCUGGUGUGCUUAACUGAAAAGUUAAGGGCAGCGGGAAAGAGCAGCCACAGGAGCGAGUGCUGCACUCGGGAGCUGGGCAGCAGCCAGGCUGCCCUGGAGCCUCGCACGAUCACCCACGCCCUCUGCGAGGUGGUGUCAGUGCUGCAGAGGAAGACACUGGUCCAGCGCCUGCUUCCCUACCUGCUUCCCGGCCUUCUGAGGCAGGUCAGCGAGACGCUGGGGGAGGAGCUGGCACCGUCCGUUGGGGACCUGGAGAGCGCUGACAUGCCGGGCAGCCUUUUUGUGGCGGCAUUGGAGCUGGUGCUGGCGAGGUGCCUGGACAAUCGGUGGCUGCGGCUGCUCCGGGAGCAGGGAGCGUGGGCGUCCCUGGCAGAGCCCCGGGCUCACAGCACCGGCGUGUGUCUCCUGGCGAGCGUGCUGCUCCGCGCAGAGCUCGUCCCACAGCGCCUGCUGCAGAGCCUCUUCCCCUGGCUGGAUUCGCCCUCUGCCAACCUGCGGCUCACGGCCACAGCUUUCUUUGCUGAGGUGAGGCAGCAGCAGAGCAGGGGGGGCUCGGAGGGGUUCCUGCGUCUCGCCCGGCGCGAAUCGCGGCCGAUGCUAGCGGCCACGUGA
Molecule: messenger RNA, 1784 nt
Organism: Dromaius novaehollandiae (emu)
Lineage: Eukaryota; Metazoa; Chordata; Aves; Casuariiformes; Dromaiidae
Product: maestro heat-like repeat-containing protein family member 2B
Exons: 14
Coding region: 222-1784 (520 amino acids)
Cellular component (GO): cytoplasm
Source: RefSeq, a predicted model, not a curated record